CUCUCUCCCCUUCUCUCUCUCUCGCCCCCAAGUCCUUGAUUUUUUCUGCGGUCAUGGAUAGGCAACGCCGUGAGCUGACGUUCUUGCACUCCCGCGACUUCCUCCAGCAGAGCCCCGCCCCGCCCCCCGACCGAGCCGCAGCCGCCGACGAGAGCUCCUACGGUGCCGGCGACACCAAGCCUCCCAUCAGAGUGGUCGAUUUCUUCUCACCGGAGAAUUGCUCCAGGUUCGGCGGCGACGAGGAGGAAGAGAGCAUGAGGUGCAAUGGACGAUCGAGAUCGACCCUAUCCGAUCCCGGCACUGGACUGAACCUGCUCUCUUUGAAUUCCGGGACGACGGCCGCUUUAGAAGACGAUCAUAGUAACAAGGAUGCUGAGAUGAGGAUGCUCCGGGUGGAGCUGGAGAGACUGCACGAGGAGAACCACAAGCUGAGAAGCAUGUUGGAUCAGAUCUCCAAGAACUAUGGUAAUCUCCACGCUCAGCUCUUGAUGGCCAUGCAGAAACAGGCCCAUCUUAAUCUGCGCGAGCAGCAGAGGGACGAGAUGACCAGCAUGUCAAGCCCCACAAAGUCAGCGCAACAGCUCAUGGACCUUCGGCCAACAUGUGCGGCCAUAGACGACGCGAAUGAUGAAGAGAAGACCCGCGAAGUGUCAGUCUCUCCAACCACUACCAUGGAGGUCAUGUCCAAGGAAAGCGACCACAUUCACACUCCUCCACUCAAUAGCACCAAUAAUAAUAAUAAUCACAGCAUCGAGGACGGCUACCGGACCUCGCAGAGCUGGGGCUCCCCCAAGAGCCCGAGGCUCGAGCCCCCGAAAGGCGGGGACGAGCCAAUGGCCGACGCGCCCUUCAGGAAGGCGCGAGUGUCGGUGAGAGCAAGAUCGGAAGCGCCAUCGAUUAGCGAUGGAUGUCAAUGGAGGAAGUAUGGUCAAAAGAUGGCCAAGGGAAAUCCUUGUCCACGGGCCUACUAUCGUUGUACGAUGGCCGUUGGAUGUCCAGUUCGCAAGCAGGUGCAAAGAUGUGCGGACGACAAGACCAUACUCAUCACCACCUACGAAGGCAACCACAACCACCCGCUUCCUCCGGCGGCCACUGCCAUGGCCAACACGACAUCUGCCGCUGCCGCCAUGCUACUAUCCGGCUCCACCACCAGCAAGGAAACCCUAGGCUCCACCAACCCUGGCUACUUCCCCUCGCUCCCUUACCCCUCCACCAUGGCCACUCUAUCCGCCUCUGCGCCGUUCCCCACCAUCACCCUCGACUUGACCCAAAACCAUAACCCCAUGCAACUCUUCCCCCGCGCACUGCCUCCAGCCUCGACCACAUUCCCUCUUCCCUUGCAUGGCCUUACAGCUCAGAUGAUGGGGCAAGUGCAACACUCCAUGAAAUUACCAUCGAUGCCUUUGGUGCAACUAGGACUAGGGCAAAGGCAUGCGUCCUUGGUGGAGAGCGUCAGUGCUGCCAUUGCCUCCAACCCCAACUUUACUGCCGCACUGGCAGCCGCUCUUUCAACAGUGAUGGGCGGCGUGCCACCGCAGAAUGGCCCAGAUGGCAAUAUCAAUGCUAAUAACAACAAUAGUGGGAAUAAUCACUUCCUUCCUGCUGGGGUUGGUGUGCUUCCUGGGUCCCCACAGCUUCCUCAAUCCUGCACCACUUUCUCCACCAACUGAGCUUAUUUUUCGCAGACUCGCUCUAUAUGCCUAACAGGAAAAGAUGCUACUAGGUCGGGGAACAAAACGGAAUAAUUACUGUCGAGAAAAUUAUACACCUAUAUGGAAGGAUAUGAAAGGCUGAUGGAGAUCAGGGAAGUGCACUCACAUCUCCCUUUUCAGAGAUGAAGGUCAUAGAGACUCAGUUUGUUGAUCAUGUUUGGAUGCUGCAACCGGUGCUUUGAUGGAUGAUUUUGGGUUAGAGAUUAGUCAGCUUCUAACAUCUUGGAGACAUGCACGUGUUGCGCGUUCUAAGCCCAUUUGCCCUUAGUUGGCAUUUUCUUUCCUCUUAAUCCAUCGGCCUUUUCUUGUCUUGUAA
Molecule: messenger RNA, 2028 nt
Organism: Syzygium oleosum
Lineage: Eukaryota; Viridiplantae; Streptophyta; Magnoliopsida; Myrtales; Myrtaceae
Product: probable WRKY transcription factor 47
Exons: 6
Coding region: 54-1670 (538 amino acids)
Biological process (GO): regulation of DNA-templated transcription
Molecular function (GO): sequence-specific DNA binding; DNA-binding transcription factor activity
Source: RefSeq, a predicted model, not a curated record